CCUUUCAUGAAAAUCAUCUGUUAAACUGAACAACUCUCUUUGGCCACAUUAUAUUCAUUACGUUAUUUGUAUGUGAACAAUAUCUUUAUUUAUUUCUUUCGUAUAUCCUUGAGUUAAAGAAAACAUGUUCAGAAAUAUAAAUAAAACAUGCAUUAAUAUUUUGCGCCAAGUUGGUGCCGAACAAAAAUGUUGUUACUCAACCAAACCAAAAACUAGUCAAAUUGAUUCUAUGGGCCAAUCUAUAGCUGACAAAGGUUUUUUGAGACCACACAAGCCUUAUAACGCUCCAGCUGACGCUGCAGAUAAAGUUCGUGCUAUUUGUGGAUCACUGCAAAUAUCCAAUAAGCCGGACUACCAGCUAAAAUCAUUAGAAGAGAAAUUCAAGUUUUUAGAAGCUUGUUUUGCCGAUUUCAAGCACAGUGUUCCAAAUUCCCAGAUCUAUGAAAUUAAGACAGUUGGUGAUGUAAUUAAAUUCUACGAAACAUCUGUAAAUACUACAGUUCCUCUUGAUGCUCUGAAGACAAUGGAACUUCCCGAAAAUUUGCACAUACAAUAUGAUUACUUACGAUUCAAUUCCGAAACUGAUACCAAAUUCAACGGCCAAACUGCAUUCCCCAAGAGUUCGACUUUGGUAACGGGUCUGAAAUAUCGUGGCAAAUAUGUUGGCAAUGAAGCUAAGCAAUCAUGGCCUUAAAUUCGACUUCUUUUAGACCCCAAUAAAUACACAUACAUUGUUUGUUAUAUUAAUGUAAA
This is a messenger RNA of Musca domestica (house fly), 753 nucleotides long. RefSeq names its product large ribosomal subunit protein mL50 (gene mRpL50). The coding region runs from base 125 to 694 and encodes 189 amino acids. The record is from RefSeq and is a predicted model, not a curated record. The transcript is spliced from 4 exons. NCBI's taxonomy places the organism in Eukaryota, Metazoa, Arthropoda, Insecta, Diptera, Muscidae. Gene Ontology annotation, cellular component: mitochondrion; mitochondrial large ribosomal subunit.